AUGUCGGCAGACGGGUGGGACAUCCAACUGAUCAACCAGCCCGCCAACAGCCCCGACAAAAACGUGCUCGACUUGGGAUUCUUCAACUCCAUCCAGUCCCUGCAGGACCGCACAACCCCGACAAGCAUUGACGACCUCGUCGGGGCAGAGAAGGAUGCGUGGAACGAGGACCCGCCGGUCGUGCUGAACAGGGUAUGGCUGAGCCUGCAACCGUGCCUGGAACAGAUAAUGCUUGCGGGAUGA
Ectocarpus sp. CCAP 1310/34 is the source of this 243-nucleotide messenger RNA. NCBI's taxonomy places the organism in Eukaryota, Phaeophyceae, Ectocarpales, Ectocarpaceae. The record is from the annotation of a GenBank genome assembly.